Molecule: messenger RNA, 4118 nt
Organism: Mus pahari (shrew mouse)
Lineage: Eukaryota; Metazoa; Chordata; Mammalia; Rodentia; Muridae
Gene: B3gnt5
Product: UDP-GlcNAc:betaGal beta-1,3-N-acetylglucosaminyltransferase 5
Exons: 5
Coding region: 979-2112 (377 amino acids)
Biological process (GO): brain development
Cellular component (GO): membrane
Source: RefSeq, a predicted model, not a curated record
AUUCCCGAGGAAGCCUAGAGUGGAGUGACCAAACGAGCAGCUGGAGGCUCCUGCGGCUGCGCCCCAGCCUAAGCCAAGACCCUUGAUCAGGCCAGCCCCUCUCAGCCGGCUCUAGCCGGCUCCAGCGGGGUCUCUCUUAUAGCCCUGCCCUAGCUUCCUCGCUUACAACCGAAAUUUAGUUUGCAAGUUUUGUUCUUGAAACUUUUCCCCCAGGGCUUCUAGGAGGACAGCGGACCUCUGAUUGGGACAUUUAAGGACUUGGGUUACUCGGCUCCCAGAAGCUCAAGUCCUAAGUGUCCCGACAGAAGACCCGCGGACCCUUAAGGUUUGCUGGGAAACUGCGAGACGAUGGGAGAACCGCUGUCCAUUCAAAACCUUCAGCUCGGAAACGACUAACUGAAGCGUGGUUUGGAUGACUGGGUCUCCAGUCUUAACCAACGCCGCUCCUGGAUGAAAGGUCCAGAUUUCAGGUUGCAACAUUAUACCUACUGAUUCUUUGAUGGACUAUCAACCCCUGAAAGGUCUCUGAAGUCACAUCCAGCAUCCUCUCUGUGGCCUUUUCAGAACUCAAGCUCUUCUUUCUGAUCUACUUUUGACAUCUUUUCCCUUGGAUGAGCUGCCAGAAGUUUGAUCCAAAUUACUGCUAAAAAUGUACCUCACCAUUGUACACAAGAAUUAUACUUGCUAUGGCUACAGUGCAUGUUCUUAGAAAGAACUACAUGGAUCAAGCAUGUGAGGCCACGAGUAGUACUUAAUGUGGAACACCAAGGUCGACGGAUUUUGGUUGUACCAAUGUCUUCAUUCUAUAGUGUUCUGUUCUUUUACCAUCCCAGAGAAAAUGUUGCUAGAAGAGAAUAUUGGGUGGAAUGAGACCCUUUCCCAUAUUUUAUGAGCAAUAUGCAUUAAGAAACACAUCUAUUCUACAAAGCUCUAUAGUCCUGAAGAAGCAAGCAGCCAUAUACACACAGACCGGAGAACAUGAGACUGUUUGUUAGCAGCAGAAGAGUCAAAAGAUGGCAGCUUUUUCAUUUUUUUGCCACUUGUUUUAUAUUAAGCUUCAUGGUUUUUUGGGGCCCAAUCAAUAAUUAUGUCAUGAGCUAUAUGAAGUCCUACUCCUACAGAUACCUCAUAAAUAGCUAUGGCUUUGUAAACAGUUCCCUGUCUCUCAAGCACAGCUCUGCGCAGCCUCACUACCCAUACUUGAUCAACCACAGAGAGAAGUGUCAGGCUCAAGAUGUCCUCCUCUUACUGUUUAUAAAGACUGCCCCUGAAAACUAUGACCGACGUUCUGCAAUCAGAAAAACGUGGGGCAAUGAGAACUAUGUUCAGUCUCAAUUCAAUGUCAACAUCAAAACUCUGUUUGCAUUAGGAACUCCUAGUCCACUGAAGGGAAAAGAACUGCAAAAAAGACUGAUCGGGGAAGAUCAAGUGUACAAGGAUAUAAUUCAGCAAGAUUUCAUUGAUUCUUUCCACAAUCUUACUUUUAAAUUCCUUCUUCAGUUCAGCUGGGCAAAUACCUUUUGUCCACAUGCCAAAUUCCUGAUGACUGCUGAUGAUGAUAUAUUUAUCCACAUGCCAAAUCUCAUUGAAUAUCUUCAAGGGCUGGAGCAGACUGGAGUCCAAGACUUUUGGAUUGGUCACGUUCAUCGAGGUGGCCCUCCUAUUAGAGAUAAAAGCAGCAAAUACUAUGUUUCCUAUGAAAUGUACAAGUGGCCAGCCUACCCUGACUAUACAGCUGGUGCUGCCUAUGUUGUCUCCAGAGAUGUAGCUGCCAAAAUCUAUGAAGCAUCGCAGACACUGAAUUCCAGUAUGUACAUAGAUGAUGUAUUCAUGGGCCUCUGUGCCAAUAAAGUGGGAAUAGUGCCACAGGACCAUGUAUUUUUCUCUGGGGAAGGGAAAGUUCCUUAUCAUCCCUGCAUCUAUGAAAAGAUGAUGACAUCUCACGGACACUUACAAGAUCUGCAGGACCUCUGGAUGGAAGCUACACAUCCUAAAGUAAAGAACAUUUCAAAAGGUUUUUUUGGUCAAAUAUACUGCAGGUUAAUUAAGAUGGUUCUUCUCUGCAGAUUGACUUACAGGAAUUCAUAUCCUUGUUGGGCUGCAUUUGCUUAGUAAUACUUGAAUGCUGUACUGUGUUAACUGUCACUGAGCCAAACUUGAACGGAAAAUAAUAAUCUGUAAAUGUUUCUCUCUACCCUAAGACAAAUGAAUUGAAAGCAAAGAGAUCAUUUCAAAACCCAGUUAAACUGGUCAAUGUAACUCCAAAUUAAAUUGCGGCUUCAUUUCAUUUCAAGGAAUUCAUAUUAUAAAUGACUUAGAUCGUGAGCGAGGGUAAAGUAAAAAUUCCACGUUCUCAUUUGGUUCUACACAUGUAUUUGAGGUAUGGAGAACACUGAGAAGCCUUAGUAUCAAAAUAAUAGUUUUGGGAAAAUAACAAAUGUAUAAUAUAGCAUUUCUAAAAAAUUAAUACAUCUUAGAACGAGCAAUCCCAAUGUUCUUAUUAAAGAGUACUAGGUAGAGGUGGGGGGAGGCAGGUGAUACAGAAGAAAGUAUACCAACGUUAUGAAAGGGUCAUUUGAAUGAGGACAUACAAGCGAAAUGUAUAUAAUUUUGUUCUAGUUAAGUCGUUUGACAUUGGCAUUCCUAUAGCCAUUUACCUAGGCCGUUCUGGAAUCAUUUAAAAUCUAUUUGUUUCAUCCUCUCAAAUUUAAUUUUUAGUGUAAAACUUUAGAAAGUGGCCAGCUCUACCCUAACAAACACUGUAUGUACGCUUUCUCUAAAGUUAUAAAACAGGAAUAGUUCCUGGCCCCUGGAGGACCUUCUUUAAAGAUAAAUUCCUAGCAACUCCAAUAAGCUCGUUUUAAUUUAAUGAAUUAUUCAAUUGCUUUUAAAGCAUUAGAUAUUGGCCUCUGUUUAAGGUAGUUGUUUGGAUACCUCUUACAAUGAGGAGUAUAAUAACGGAAGAGACUUGAAGGAAAGAUAGAACUAGGGGUAUAGCUCAGCAUCCAAAAGGGGAAAGACAAAGAAGCAUUAAGUCUCUUUUCCUUGUAACUUGUAAUGUUAGCUUUGAGUCCUGAUCAUAGCAUUCAACACUAAAAUUAACCCACCACUUCCAAUAGAGUCUUGUAGGACACAGAUUUUGUUCCAAGUGAAGACUUUUAACUUGAAAGUUUUUAAUACACUACCCCAUCUAAAAUAAUCCAUUAUUUGACACAAUAGCUAUCAGAGGUUAUCUUUUAAAUAUUUCAGACAUGGGAGCAGAAUAAGAGUGCUAGAGAAUCUGACCAAAUGAGAUUAGAAAUGUUGGUAAAUCUGCAUGUUCUUUGUAAUCAGAGGCUUGGCAGAUCUAAUAAAUUAAAUUACAUUUAUUUUACAAAAUAGGAUUAAAACAUGUGGCUGGUAUGCAAACAAUGCACCAGCACAGAAAGGACUAAGGGAUAUUCGAUUAAGGACCAAUGAUGCAGGUCAAAACACGAUUUCAGCAAAUGAAGAUGGAUGCUUAACAAACCUCAGACAGAUACACAUAAUAGGGAAAUUUUAGCUACUAUUAUUAGGAUGGUGUUGGAAACAAGGUUAAAAAAAAAAAACUAAAAAUACACAACUAAAUGAUAUCUGUGUUUUCGCAGGUAGAUUUAAAAAAAUGUUUACAGAAAUCUUUGUGAAGUUUUUUAUUGUGAGAUAUGAAGCUUGCUUAUCCUGCUCGGGUAGUUUCUUACUAAUUUCAAGACUAGUGUUAAACAUUCUAAGAUAGUUAUUUUAGGGUAGAUCCAGGGUUUUAGAUUACUAACAGUUCAGAUUUUCUGAUCAAUUUUUUCAAACACUAGAGAACAAAAGUGUCAUUUGAAAAGCAGCUUCAUAGUUAAUUCUCACCAGUUGGCCCUUUGAUAAUCGCUGGCUUUAGGUAUACAUGGGAUAAUGUGUGCCCGUGUUUCUACUUGGAACUGGUAAAAGUUGUCACUGGCUGGAAAAUGUCAUCUCUCUCUUGUGUACAAGAUGGUCUGUUUACACUGGUACUUUCUGAAGCAGUUCUUUGUCUGAUUGAGCUCUCAUGAACCAUGUUCAUCUUUUUACUUUUUGCUUAGGAUAGAAUGGAACUGGUUGGAAGUUAAAGGAAAUAU